AUGGUAUCAGUGUUGGCAGCAACUCCUCCACCACGGGUACGAGAGUUACUCCCUCCAAGGCUUCAGGCUGACCUCCCUGUGUCGAUAACCAAUACUGGUAAGUUUGAACAGCAAAGAAGUAAUACUGAUUUUGCUGCUAGAAAUCCUAGUAUCUCGGAUCUUCGCUCUACUCCGUCCCCUCAAUGGCCUUUGGGCAGAAUCCUUUGGAUGCUCAGCACCCUCCUAGAAGCUACGCCUCUUUGUUCAAACCACAAGACAAAGGGAAUGACAAAGGCAAAGGAAUAUGGAUUCCAAGUGUCCAAAACUGGCACUGGACAUGGCUCUCGGACAGUGAAUUUGAAAGAGCAAAGUGGUGUAAAUCAUGUGGAAGCAGCAGGUUAUGCACGAGCCUUACAAGCCAGUGACAUUAGUCCACCAGAAAGAUUACAACCUCCUACCAUUCGGCUCACAAAGUUGAAGGAUACUGAUACUGUAGAAGCUUCUCAUUUAGAGUUCAGGAAUAGGGACCAACCAAUAUCUUUGGGUGGACAAAUUGGAGAGACUUUGAAGGAGGCAGUAGAGUGGUCUAAUGUUAUGCAUGAUAUGAUAUCUUACCCAAAGAUUCGCAUAUUGCUGGACAAAAAGGAGAUAACCCGGCCACAUGGAGUGCAUGACACUGUAGCCAACAUAUCACAACGUACGAAAGAUUGCGGUGACAGUCACUUGCACUCUGUUACAAUUCUUUAUGGAGUGGUUGAUACUCCAACAUUGAUUAAUGGCACAAGGGCUGUAGGAGACCUUGUCAGUUCAGCUACUUUCAAGGGGAGACAAGUGGGGGUGGAAAGAAUGAUCCAAGUAGACAAUAACUAUGGCAGCAUGGGAAACCAUGAGAAUGAGGGUAGUCAUAUCUCUGAAAUUAAUACAGGGAAAGAGGCUAGCUAUUGUUUCAUUCUUGAUGGUUUAGAGGAUGAGAUCUUAGACAGGGAUAUUCAACGGAUAGAUGUUGAGCAGGAAGACAGGGUUCAGGGUAGAAUGGUUGAGGUUGUGGGCGGACUUAAGUCAAUUGUCUAG
Molecule: messenger RNA, 1050 nt
Organism: Dovyalis caffra
Lineage: Eukaryota; Viridiplantae; Streptophyta; Magnoliopsida; Malpighiales; Salicaceae
Source: the annotation of a GenBank genome assembly